Molecule: messenger RNA, 3014 nt
Organism: Conger conger (European conger)
Lineage: Eukaryota; Metazoa; Chordata; Actinopteri; Anguilliformes; Congridae
Gene: lrp11
Product: low density lipoprotein receptor-related protein 11
Exons: 9
Coding region: 210-1934 (574 amino acids)
Molecular function (GO): protein binding; serine-type endopeptidase inhibitor activity
Source: RefSeq, a predicted model, not a curated record
UACUCAGUGCGGUAACAUCAUAUUACUAAUGUAGGCUUUACAUCACUGCAAAGGACAAAGACGUAGCCUACACCUGCGGCUGGAAUACAAAGAAUCCGAAUGAUCCUUGUUUAGUGUAAUAUAUAUUCCAUGUUACUAUUGUUGACUCCGAGCUGGAAUAUGAGAAGAAUUUCAUUUUCCGUUGUAUAUUAACUAAAAGCAAAGUAAAUAUGUUGUGCUCUGCAUCACAUUACCAGCGAUCAGUUGCCUGUAUCGUGCUGUUGUGGGCGAGUAAUAUUGUUUUAGCAAAGUCAUCACAGAUUUCGGAUAUAAAAUCCAAGAUAUCUGGUGUGGAGGAGCUCCUGGAGGAAUUUCGGAAGCAGCUUCAGCAGGACCAAGCUGUGAAUAGAGAGGAUGGGUUAGGGGACGUGUGCCUAAGUGGGUUCAGCGCCAUUGAGGGGCAUAUCAUCCGAGCAAGGGACUCCAUCGACCAGGGCGCUACCUUUCUGACUUCUCCCAAUCGGGUGUACAGCUGGAGGGACUGCCUUCACGCCUGCUGCGUCGACCCUCGGUGCACCGUUGCGGUGGUGCAGGAAUACCUGGACCAGUCUGACAACAGCCUCAGCUGCUUUUUGUUCAACUGCACUUACAGAAAUAAAAACGUCUGUACAUUCUCCACGCAACAGGGGUACAGCAGUUACAGUCGUGUUCAGAACACCAGUGGAUACACCAGCCUCGCCAGUGCCCAUCCAGAUUUCACAAAACAGACGAACUCAAUACGGAGGCCUCAGGAUAGACUUUCAGCUGAUGACCCGACAAUACAAGAGCUGGAUGAACCACCUCGCAGUGAUGCAGGACAGGACCUGGUGAUCCGGCUGCCCACUGACUGGGCAGUGCUGGAUGCCCGGGACAGUAUGGAUGAUAAUGGGAUUACCCAUUAUGAGUGGGCCUUGAUCAAGGGAGACCACUCUGUCAACAUGAAGGUCCGCCAGCCUGGGGUCCUAAAGCUCAGUGAGUUACAGGAGGGCUCGUACACCUUCCAGCUGACCGUCACGGACACAGUGGGACAGAAAAGCUCUGACAACAUCACAAUCACAGUGCUGCCGCUGGAACAUCAAGCAGACGUGUGUACAGGCCACUGUUCGGACCACCAGUUUCAGUGUGAUGAUGGCUGCUGCAUCAACAUCGACUACGCCUGCGAUGGGAAACAGCAGUGCCCGGACCGCUCCGACGAGGACUUCUGCCGAGGCUUUGAUGGGGGUCGGAAGGCCGUGACGCACUCAUCCAGGCUGCCUGCUGUAUUGAGGCCUGUGACCCAGCAGCAGUACAGUGACCAGGCCAUGAUUCUGGAUGGCCCCAGGAAGACCAUGGAGGAGGCCAGCCCCCCUGUUGAGUCAUACAACAGGGGUAACCCUGUUCCCCCUCCAGUGCCUCACGUUCAGAAUGGACAGGGUGGCAGAGCAGAUUCAGAACCCUGCACAGCACCACCUGCUGUUGGGCCAUGCAAAGCCAUUUUGCCACGGUGGUACUAUGAUCCGGCUGACGGAGCGUGCAAACAUUUCAUCUAUGGGGGCUGCAAGGGCAACGCCAAUAACUUCCUGCAGGAGUCAGACUGCGUCGCUGAGUGCAUACCAAAACCAGGUCCUGUCAAACAGAAACCCACCACAGCCCAACCGCCCCAAAAACACACAGUGCCACCUGUGCCUCACCGAGUGGCCAUUUCAGAGGACAACGUGGAGACCGACAUUCCUGAGUCUAAAUCCCAUUAUGUUUUGGGCGGACAUCCCAUCCCUGCAUCAGGUGCAAUCCUGCCACUGGCACUGGGACUCAUCAUUACCGCUCUACUCCUUCUCAUGGUUGGCUGUCGGCUACGCUUGGUGCACCGCAAACUGAAAAAGGCCCGGCCAAUCACAUCCGAGGAGUCAGACUACCUCAUCAACGGAAUGUACCUGUAGCACACAGGCAAGGACUCUAGCUGUUCCAAUUCCCAGGGUCAACCAGAAUACCCAUGCGUUCGCCUGCCACUGUAGCGUGCAUCAGUUAAUCAGCAGCUUGUUUCCACUCUGCCAUCUAUAGAGGGGUAUGUCCAGGGAGCCCGCUGCAUUAGUGGCCUGUGUGACCCUGACCCCCCUUGACCCUUCAGUGUUGACAGGACCACUGUAAAGAUGGAAGCAGUCACCACAUGGGGACUUUUCGCCAGUCCGAAAUGGUGUCACAAUGGUCUGAUGGUCUUCGCAGCACUUCUCCUAAUGUUUUAAUGUACAUUAUGUCGGUUUGUCCCAGUUGAAAGGAGAAACCAUUGGCCUUCAGUAUAUCCCCGUCCUCUUUGCAGCUAAGUGCUGAUUUCUAAAUAUUACACACAAAAAACUUGUGUUCUUUGUGCCAUAUAGCCAGCCCAUUUUACCUUUUAAAAGUAGAAUAUCAAUGUUGCCCAUGUUACAGUUCUGAAUUAAUUUUGUCAUAAAGGGUAACACACUUCAUGUCAGAUAUGAUGAUCUGAUAUUAGUCCACAUUUCAAAUCAAACUAUUCAGUUAACCUUGUGAAACUGAGACAAAUAGCUUCAGCCCAUUCUGCUGCUAAAAUCCCUCAGGGAUUAAGAAUAGGUGAUUUUUUUUAUUUUUAAGAAAUAAAAAAAGUAGUACAAGUCUACAUACAUAUGAACUGACCACAACAGGAGUUCCUUCUCUGAACUGAAAAUGGUAAUUACCAAAUCAGGUUGAUAGCUUUGUUUUGUUUUUUAAUUCCAUGAAUGCUAGCUCUUACGCUGUAGACACUGCAGAGCCCAGCAGAUCCAUAAAUGCUGACUAAAUGUAAAAGUCGUCUUGACAAGCUUGGUAUCUCUCUUUGCGUUAUUUUUUUGUGCAUUUUCUACUUCCAAAGUUGCCAACUGUGUUAGUGAAAUAAUGGCUGUUUCUAUAUAACCAUGAAUAUAGACAAUUAUAAACAAUGAAUUGCAAAUGUUGUAUGUAGAUAUCUAAAUUGUGAAGUCUGUAUGCAUAUCUAUUUAAGCAUAAUUAAAUUAUCCUGUAAUGUC